CGCGAGCGGCCGCGCGACGCGGUACGAGCGUUUGAAUGCCGCCGGUGCGAACGCGGCGCGUUAUGUGCAUCGAGAAACGUUCGAGCCGCGCGGGGCUCGCUUGUGUCGUCCUGUUCCUUCUCGUGGGAAUUGCUCUGCCGACCGGACUCUGUCAGAAUGCCGAGCCGCGGCGAGGUGCGCUCGAAGACCGGGAUGUGGUCGAGAAGCCGGACCCCGCCGGCGACGACGACGAGUCCUAUGCACCGGGAGUCCACGAGCAGCAGGGCCGGGACACAUCUUCCGAGGGAAAGGAGAUGCUCGAGGAAAACAGAAGGACGUUCCCGUCGCGAGGCGCCAGUGAGGAGGAGCCGGAGGGCGCGGAAGCGGAAGCGAAGGCGGAGGAGGUCCACGGCGACGAACGACACGGGGACAAACAUCUCUUUUUGCCGGGGAGCGGCGCGGGAGCUCCGCCACGGCGAAACGUAAAUGUCACGACAGAGACGUCGAGCAAGCAGCAAGAGGGCAACCUCGGAAGUAGGACGCGCAAGAAGCGUCGCAGGGUCGUGGAGGCCAAGAGCCCGGAUAGCCUCAAGAGCUACGUACAGGAGAUCGCCGUGGAUAGUCGCGAGAACGAGAUAAGAGGUGCGCGGGGUCAAUCGUCGCAGAAGAGGAGCGACUCGAAGUCCAGGCCGAGGAAUCGGGAAGUGCGGAAGUCCCGCGCGGAACGGCGCAGGCGAAGGAAGAAGGACCGAGGCAGGAAGGAACGCAAGAGGAGUGGCAAGAGCUCGCGACAGGAGGACGACAAGUGGCAGGACGUCGCGCGCCGCGCAUCCAAAUACAAGAGGAAGACGCACGACGGCCCUGGCAGGCUCGGGAAGCUCGAGACUGCCAGGACCAACGCGCCCGAGCACUCGGUCACCGUCGACGACGGCCUCGCGACGACGACGAGCGCCGCCAGCGUCGGCACGACGAUGUCGUCGAGUCUUCAGCACCAGCCGACGCUGGGGGCGGCGAGGAGGCCGGCGAGGACGACGCCUCGCCGUAGGAUUUACACCGACACGGUGGAGCGAGAGUUCUCGAGGCACCUGGAGAUGGAGAUCUCCAGGUCGGCCUUGAAGGACUCCUCGUUCCUGGAGGACGACAUCUUCGACCGCUCCCCGAAGAAAUCCGCCGGUCAGGCCGACAAGGCCGCGGACGGCAGGCUCGGUUUCGGCAACUCGCGUUACGACGCCGAGAAGAUGCUGGGCUACACGAGGACCGAGGAGGACCUGCCGAUCUUGGACCUGGAGAACGAAGUGCUCGCGAGGACCCUGAAGGACUACAACGCGUACAUGACAUCGAGCUUGAAGCUGGUGUCGUUGCCGCGCCACGACGAGCCGUCGAUUGGACGCAACGCCGGCUCACAUCCCCCGAGAAAGCCGAUAAUUAAUUCGGAGGAGAGCGACGAGGAGCUCGAGGGAACGACCACGGAAGUCACGGGCGUGACGAAAGCGACGCGGGACGACAACACGGGCGGGGACUUAUCCUGCAUAAACGGGACUUUCCUGCCGGCGCCUCUGUCUCGCCACGCGCUGAUCAAAUAUGUAAAGUCCUCGACCCCGGGCAACGAGUAUUUGGAAGCCGAUUACGAGUGUGUGCCAGGUUUCCAUAUGGUAUCCCCUACGAGCCGAUUAGUCUGCAGAAGUCGUCAGUGGGUCGGACAGGUGCCAAAGUGCGAGAUCAAGCAAAACCCGAGCGGGGCGUGCGCCGAGGCAUCCUGCGAACAUGUUUGCAACGAAAUUAACGGACGUCCCGUCUGCUCCUGCUACAAGGGAUUCAGAUUGGAUGGCCGCAAAUGCGUCGAUGUGAAUGAGUGCGACACGGGCAAUGCUGGAUGCGAAUACAAAUGCGUGAACACACCCGGAUCCUUCCGAUGCGAGUGUCCGAGCGGCAUGAAACAAGGAAGGGACAGAUUCACGUGCACGGACAUCAACGAGUGCUUAUUGAACAACGGUCACGGUCCUUGCCAGGACACCUGUCGAAAUCUCAUCGGCGGAUACGAGUGUUCCUGUGAGGGUCUGCAGGACACAUCACUGGCCGCCGACAAUCACACGUGCGAGCACACAGGCCCGUGCAGCGUCAAUAACGCGGGAUGCUCUCACACGUGUUUGUCCACGAUGGGUCGAGUGUUUUGCCUGUGCCCGGACGGCUUCAUGCUGGAGGACGACUGGAAGACUUGUCAAGAUGUGGAUGAAUGCUCGGUGCCGGAUCUUCAGACGGAGUUGUGUCGCUAUGGGUGCAUCAACACGCCGGGCUCCUACCGGUGCGCGCAACCUAUGGAGCUGAAGGAUCAACCGGUCCUGGACAGCCUGUCCAUUACCUGCCUGCCGGGUUACGAACAGACCCCUCACGGGACGUGCAUCGAUAUCAACGAGUGCACGGUUGAUAACGGCGGCUGCACGGAGGUGUGCGAAAAUACAGAUGGGAGCUUUUUCUGCGCGUGCGACGGCGACGAGAAAGCACUGUCAUCCGAUGGGAAAUCCUGCGUAGACCUAAAUACCAUCUCGUGCCUGCCGCUGAGCUCAGUCAGUCGCGGUUACUUAAUAUGUUCCCGAUCAGCCACGUCCAAGUUGUGGCGCGACAGGCGAAAAGUGCCGAAUCGGCCUAGCACGAGGUGCUUCCUAAAAUGCCCCCAUGGUUAUCAGCUUCGCGGUGAGUACGAGUUGACCUGUCGAUCCGACGGCACCUGGGACGGACCGAAGUACGGGAAAUGCAUGAGAUACAGCAAGCCCCGAUUGGAGUGUCCCAAGGACGUGGUGGCCGAGCUGCCGCCAGGCGGGGACGAGGCGUUCGUGACUUUUGACCAGCCGGCCACGGACCUGGAUUGGUUCCGAUACGUGCGCUCGAAGCCCACGUGGGGCACGCGGCUCGAGGCCAACCUGAAGCCCGGCGUGCACGAGAUCACCUUCUUCGCGCGACACCCGGUAUCGAAGAAGCAAGCCAGCUGUGUGCUGCGCAUCAUCGUCAAAGGUGGUGAGGCACCGAAAGUCAAAGACUGUCCGAACGACAUCGAAGUCGUCGGGAGGAACGGCACGGCGAUCACAUGGACGGAGCCGACCUUCACGGAUAACGUCAAAGUGACGAGAAUCAUUAACAACGAGAGCCCAGGUCGUCGCUUCGACGUCGGCGGUCACCGGAUCGAGUACGAAGCGGGCGACGAGGCCGGCUGGUCGAGCAAGUGCGUCUUCACCGUGGUCCUCCGGCAGAAAUAAGUGGCGGAGAGGAUCAGGAGAGAGAGAGAGAGAGAGAGAGAGAGAGAGAGAGAUGAGAAAGAGAGAGAGACGUGAAAGAGGAAGAGAAGACAGGGACACACGACGCGACAGGGCGGAGGACGAGCGACCGUCGAGAGAGAGGGAGAGAUGAAGAGAGCGUGAGAGGAGAGAACGGAGAGAGGAUGAGCGAAAGUAGGAGGAAGCAGCGUGGAAGAAUAACGACAAGGUAAUAUAAAUGGAAAUGCCGCGGGAUCGGGCGCGCGCCGCUCUCCUUACGUACGCCCGUAAUGGAUUCCGUUUUGUCCGGCAGGUUACACGCGGCUAAAAGAAAAUACGGAUAUCCGCACCCCUUUCUCUCUCUCUCGCCUCUCUCGUCUCCUUCUCCGUCCCCCUGUCGCAUAGGCUAACACGCGACACCGCGCGUGAUAGGGCUGUUAGAGCCCCGAAACGGGGACGAGGCGCGCGUCCAUUUCGAGCUGUAAGAACUAGUCGACAGAGCGUGCCUCGUUCAGAUAAGAGUACUUCGUUGACUGCCACUUUUGAUAGAGUAAACGAUAGUUUGGUAGUAUUGCAACGUGCAAACUUACGAGUAAGCGAUUUCACGUUUAACGUAACGUCACUUUGACACGUAGGCGAAGGUGGAGACAGAGAUCGAUGAAUCUUCCUCUCUCUCCUUCUCCCUCCCUCUCUCUUUCCCUCUCUGCCUCCCUCUCUCUGUCUCGCUCUUUUUCUCUCUGUCUCAAGCAUCGAUUGCGUAUAGCUUCGGGUUCGUCCGUUUCAUUUCCCCAUUUCCUUCUUUUUUUCGCAUGAAGCUUCUGUCCGUUUCUCUUCUUUUGCUCCUCCGCGAAAAAUACAAGGUUAUACGAAUUCACAGAAUUCCUAUAACUCAUCCAUAUAUAUAUAUAUGUAUCUAUCACCGGAGGGAAGGGGGGAGAGGCAGGAGAAGGGCAUGGGAGAAAUUUUAAAUUACAGACACAACGGAUGUGGCCGACAGAAGCGAAUUAAUUAACGCCCCGAUCCCGACGAGUUCGCCGAGCCGUCCCCCCGCUCCCUCCCGGUCCUCUGAUCGCUGUUAGCGGUAAUUUUUCAUCGCAGCGGGUGCAGAAGCGUGCGGCGUACACGAUAAUGCGCGUGCAAAGCGCAACCGCGACACGCGUGUGCGCGCGCGAGAGAGAGAGAGAGAGAGAGAGAGAGAGAAAGCGAGAGAGCGUUAUCGACUCGCGCGCACGCACCACGUUGAGUAGAAAUUAGGCGCUCGUUAUGUCGCUAAAUGCGUCGCCCGGAGCUCGACAAACUCUACUCCGUGCUGAUACGAUAUACACGCGCGCGCGCACACACACACACACAUGUACACACGCUGCGCGAAUAUAUAGUCCACGGUAAUUAACGGGGUGGCGGUCUUGAGUGUGCGCCGGCGUCGCCGGCAGAUUCCUUUCCCGGCGAUAAGACUCUCGCCGAAUGAGCCCGCUGAUGAGCUCAGACAAUAGAGGAUCAACGUGUGCCGCUGUCAAAAUCACACGCGAGCGUUCCCCGGGAGCAUAAGGGUUAGGCGGGAUCUCGCGCGUGGCGUUAAAGCCCGCGUAAACCAUCGCCGGCUUACGGCGAUAAUGUCGGCAUUAUGGAGGGGAAACGCGAGCGUGUUACUAUCCCGAUGCUUGGACGCGGAAUUGCGUCUUACGGGGUCCUGAGGCGACUCGCGCGUCGAUACCAUGGGUGAACGGACGCGGCGCGACGAUAUUAUAAAAUAUAUUGUCGCGAGAUACACACGACGUUCGACGCGCAACAAGGAGAAAAGACUCGAAGAGAGUGCGGCCGCGAGUUCAGCCGCGCAUAAUGCGGCAUUCGAAAUUUCAAAGUACUUCCUGACGAAAAUGUGGCUAUUCGUGAGUAGAUUCAAGAUACUUGAAUCGCGCGCCUCACCAUUUGGUAGAAGAUAGCCCAAAAAAUACAUGUAUUCUGUCGAAAUAAAUAAAAGCAAAAGUAAAAUAACUAAUAGCAGAAUUGACCAUUGCUGAUCACGAUGAAAUCAACCGACGAUUAUGUUAAUUGCAGCUUGGUAAGUCACCCUAAUUCAAUAAAUAUUAUUAGCACUUGUGAUCCAUAUUAUUUUAUUAGUAAAGACUUUAAUCUCUCUCUUCCAUUUCUUACGAUAUUUCCUAUAUGUUUCUUGCAAGGGUCCUAACAAUACAAUUUACUUUGACAAAGUACGUCGAUUAAUUUUUAAUUUUUAAUAAGUGAUGAGGCGCACAUCACUUUGGUGCUUAUAUAUCUUUAAUCUACUUAUGAAUAAUUCUAAUUUUGUAAUAAAAUAAUUUACGAUUUGAAUGCCGCAAAAUGGGGCUAAGAGCUUACGAGAGCUCGGCCGUUCUCUUUAUCUGUGGCGCACAAAGUUCAUUUCUGUGAGACAAACUUCUUUUAUUCCACAAAUUAAUUUUCCAGUGCUUUUCUCUCCGCACGCUUUCAAUUAACGUUGAAUGAGACUGGAAAGCGUACAUGGACGUGUUACUUGUUUUUUAUGCCGCAUAUAAAUGUUCAAAUAUUUUUCUCUUGGUGUCUCAACCCGACACCUAUUAUUAGCAUCAUUAGCGGCGCCGAGACUACAAUCCGUUCGCGUCUCGCGAAAUCUUUCGUGAACCAAGCGAUAUAAUCGAGGAUCUUACAUGUAGAUGCAACACUCUCUUCUUAACGAUCGGCCCUUCCUCGCAAUGUUCUCAUCACCGCUGAGAAGAAAGCUCACGAGCUCUCAAUCGUUUAUUAUAACGCGCAGUAAUAUUUCAUUGCGUUGAAAAAUAUCGCUCUCUACCGUAAUUCCUUUCAGGGCACUUUUCAAUUAUAUCCUCCCACUUGAUCUUAUAUUAAAUAUUAAAUGACGAUUCCCGCGGGAGCUGGCGGAAAUGCGGAAAGUAUUUUUCCUGCCUGCCUCUCUCUCUCUCUCUCUCUCUCUCACGGUUGCAAUAGAAUUGUGCACAGUUGACGCGAUGAAUAAUUACCAGCGCCUAAUUAAACCGAAUCAUUCCGUUGCGAGCGGGGAGCUAUAUUCUCGCGGGGAACUGUAUAUUUGCAAAGUUCCGUUUUCUUGGCGUCUAAGGUGCGCCAAUCACGACGCAGAUAGCCAGUCAGCCAGCCAGCCAGCUAGACAAACAGCCGGCUGGCUAGCCCGGCGUCUUCCUCUUCGUCCAUGAGCACAUGCAAUUGCCACUUACCAUUGCGAAACACAACUUUUUCGUUUCCUGUCCGUUCCACGGGAGACAGAGAGCCACUUGUUUUUCCGGCACGCAUUCGCGCGCAUCAACGACGACGCCCGCAUCGACCCGCGGCACCGAUCAAUUAAUAAUGCUCGUUGCGAGCUGGUAGCUUAAUAACCGCGUGGUCUCCUCGAUGUGGUUCUUGCGUUCCGUUAAACGGCGAAGUACGUAGCGCAACGUAAUGUAAAGGGUAACAGGAAAACAGGCCGCGAGAUGAGCUUAGGUCGCACCGGCUGGGGGGAGAGCUUCACCGCAAGAUCGCGGCCGCGAGGAUCACGACGCGCCACUCGACGCGAGGCCAACAGAUUCGUAGAUCGAUCGACCGAUUCCCCGACGUGAUUCUGCGAUCUCGCUGGAUCCGCGAGAUCGUCACCCUCGCCAGCCCGCCGGUGCGACCUGACGUCGAUUCGCGGCGGCGUAGAUUUACACACACACACACACACACAUACACGCGCGUUUUCGUUUACUAUUUAUUGAUACUCUCCUCUACGUCACACACUCUCGCAUAUCAUUGUUACGGUGUAACGAUCGAUUAUCAUCGUACGGUAUUAUGAUAGAUGUAUAAAAUUUAUGUACUAAAUAUACGUGUAUACAUACAUGUACGUAUGUAUAUUACAAGAA
Messenger RNA from Odontomachus brunneus, 7096 nucleotides. RefSeq lists its product as uncharacterized. NCBI's taxonomy places the organism in Eukaryota, Metazoa, Arthropoda, Insecta, Hymenoptera, Formicidae. Gene Ontology annotation, molecular function: calcium ion binding. The transcript is spliced from 13 exons. Bases 36 to 3230 code for a protein of 1064 amino acids. The record is from RefSeq and is a predicted model, not a curated record.